AUGGAGCCUUUAGUUAGCGAGUCGAUCUAUGCGGAGGGGUCUGUCAAGGUCAUCUGCAUUGGAGCAGGAGCUUCUGGACUUCUUAUGGCAUACAAGCUCAACAAACACUGCAGUAACUUCAACCUCACAAUCUAUGAGAAAAACGACGAUCUCGCGGGUACUUGGCAUGAAAACCGAUACCCAGGCUGUGCUUGCGAUGUUCCCGCUCAUAACUACACGUACUCGUUCGAACCUAAGACCGACUGGACCUCUGUCUAUGCAAGCUCGACCGAGAUCAAACAGUAUUUUGUGAAUUUCUGCGACAAAUACAGACUACGCCAGCACAUCAAGCUCUCACAUUGCAUUCAGAACGCCGAAUGGAUUGAUUCUGAUGGAGAAUGGGAGGUAGAAGUGUCGGAUCUGAACAGCGAGAAGACAUUCAAAGACCGCUGUCACAUCCUGAUCCACGCAUGUGGGUAUCUCAACAAACCUGCCUUUCCAAAUAUACCCGGAAGGGAUAAGUUCAAAGGCAGUCUUGUACACAGUGCAGCGUGGGAUAAAUCUGUUGAGCUAUCUGGCAAGAAAGUGGCUCUAUUAGGAAGCGGAUCAUCCGCACUGCAAAUACUUCCCGCUAUACAACCGACCGUCAAAAGUGUCGUGAACUUCGUCCGAUCGCCCAUCUGGGUACUUCCCACAAUCUCCGCUGGAUCAUCAAAAACGUUCACGAAAGCCGAUAUGGAAGAAUUUCGGGAGAAUCCCGACAAGCACAUCGCUCUACGCAUGUACAACGAAAGUGUCAUGAACAGCAUUUUUUGCAUGUACCUCGCGGGCUCUAAACUGCAAGUUGAGUUCAAGGAGAUUCUGAAACGCUCAAUGAAAGAUGCGCUUCAAAACGAAGAUCUCGAAGCCGCAUUGGUGCCCAAUUGGGAUGUUGGUUGUAGACGACUAGCACCUGAUACUGGAUAUCUUGGGAGCAUCGUCCAGCCGAACGUUCACACCAUCAAAGCUGGCGUAUCUGCAUUUUAUUCAGAAGGGUGUAUUGAUGAUUUGGGAGACCGCCACGAAGUAGACGUAAUCAUAUGCGCAACAGGCUUUGACACAUCUUAUGUGCCCCGAUUCCCCAUCAUCGGGAAUCAAGGUCUGAACCUUCAGAAUGCUUGGGAGGAGGCCCCUACUUCCUACAUGGGCGUUGGCAUCGCUAGAUUCCCCAAUUUCAUGACGCUCCUCGGGCCAUAUAGCCCCGUGGCAAACGGUCCUACUGUGGCUUCCAUGGAAGCGCAAGCCGACUAUAUAGUCCGCAUGAUCGAUCGAUACCAAACGGAACCCAUACAUUCCUUUCACCCUACCCCUGCCGCCGAAGCAGACUUCAUGGAACAUGUCAAAGGCUUCAUGAAGAAGACAGUUUACACAGACAACUGCCGAUCCGGUCAUAAGAAUCACACGGUAGCAGGUCGAGUACCUACACUCUGGCCUGGAAGUGCUUUGCAUUACCUCCAGGCUAUGCAGGAGAUUCGGACCGAGGAUUGGCAGUUCUCGUACACCAAGAAUCGUUUCUCUUUUCUGGGCAAUGGAGUCAGCCAUGCUGAGUUCGAUCCAACGAGCGAUUUGGCUUAUUACAUUCGGGAAUAUGACGAUGGACCGCCUCUGAGCCGGAAGGGGCGCAUGAAGAAGGCUAUGCACGCGGGAUCUCAGCCAUCUAGGCUACUUCAUUCGAUACAUAAACCCGGUGUUGUAAACCUGGCUCCUUGCGUACGGAAAGGCAGGCCGGUGCCACGGCGAAAUAUGCUUGUGUCGUUUGAUUCAAGUCAAGAAUGA
Molecule: messenger RNA, 1794 nt
Organism: Periconia digitata
Lineage: Eukaryota; Fungi; Ascomycota; Dothideomycetes; Pleosporales; Periconiaceae
Source: the annotation of a GenBank genome assembly